AUAUUUAUUGUCGCAGAUUCGCCAGAAACCUUCCUCAAAACAAAUAAAAAUACGAUUUUGAAUUACUUAUUCAAGAUUUAAUGUAGAUAUGUACAUUUAUUUAUGUAACUCUUAGGAUAUUACGUUUUAUUUUACAAACAUGGAGACGUCAAAUGCAGGUGGGACUUCCUCCAUCUUCAUGUGUAAACUGUGCAACCUGUUCUCCCCACACCGAGCACAGCUCCUCUCCCACGUGUCUGAGAAGCACCACACAGAGGAGCUCAACCCUGAUGACAUCAUUGUGGCCCUCAUGCCAUUGACAGCUCCACUGGAGAAGGGUGGAGGUGGAGAUAGCCCUGUCAAGAGGAAACGAGGACGUCCUAAGGGCUCAACCAAGAAGAUUGUAGCUGAUGGGCCCAUGACAGAGACUACUAGCCCCAACCAGAAGAAGCAGAAACAACAGACAGUAGAGGCCCAAUCAGAAGCUGGGCCAGUGGAAGAACCAGAGGACGACAAUGCUCUGGACUGCAAGAAGUGCAACCGUGUGUUCGGCAACAAGCGACAGAUCAUGAAACACAUCUGCUUGAUAGACCUCAGAGAGGAUGGGGAGGAGGAGGAGGAGGACAACGACAAAGAGUUUGAGGCUCAGACCUGGUGCAUCAGAGAGACAAAAGCGAGGACGGAGAGGAAGGAGCAGGAACAAGCAGGAAGCACCAAGAACCCCAUCAUCAGUGUGGUUCUCACCGCUCACGAGGCACUUCCUGGUGCGACAAGGAUAGUGCCGAUCGAGGCCACCCCAGCAGAGCCGACUGUUACUGCAGACACAGACUCUCAGGAAGCGGGACAGAAGAGAGGUUUUCAGGAAUAUUCCAUACAACAAGCUGCUUAUGAAGUGCCAUUAAAGUCAAACAGAAUAGGACAGACCCAGUUGAAGAUCUUCACCUGCGAAUACUGCAACAAGGUCUUCAAGUUCCGCCACUCCUUGCAGGCCCAUCUGCGAACCCACACCAACGAGAAACCCUUCAAGUGCCCACACUGCGACUACGCCAGUGCCAUCAAAGCCAACCUCAGCGUUCACAUGCGCAAACACACGGGAGAGAAGUUCAGCUGUGAGCACUGCUCCUUCCAGUGCCUCAGCAAGGGCCACCUCAAGGUGCACGUGGAGAGAGUUCACCACAAGAUCAAGCAGCACUGUCGCUUCUGCAAGAAGAAGUACUCUGACGUCAAGAACCUGCUCAAGCACAUCAGGGAGAGCCACGACCUGGAGGACAAGAAGGUGAAGGACUCCUACCAUGAGUACAGUCUACAGACCAGAGAAGGCAAGAGGCAGCUCCUCUACGACUGCCAGAUCUGCGACCGCAAGUUCAAGAACGAGCUGGACCGCGACCGCCACAUGAUGGUCCACGGCAGCGAGAGGCCGUUCGGCUGCGAGCUGUGUGACCACGGCUGCACCAAGUUCCAGGCUCUCCAAGCACAUGUCCGCAAGCACCCCUUCCUCUACGUGUGUGCUGCCUGCCAGCAGAGGUUUGUCAGUUCCGUGCGGCUUAAGGCCCACCUGAAGGAGGCUCACCCAGAAUCAGAGGAGGCGGCCGGGUUCUCAGAGUCCAUCAACAGCAGCUUCUGUCUGCUGGAGCCGGGGGACGACAUCAAGAGAGAGAUGCUGAGACAGGAUGAGAUCAGGAUGGCUGAGGAGCUGUCUCUACUCAACGCCCAGCAGGAGGAGGAUGAGGAGGAGGCCCUCGCUGGUGACCCUUCAGAGGAGCAGGAGGAGGCCCUCGCUGGUGACCCUUCAGAGGAGCAGGAGGAGGCCCUCGCUGGUGACCCUUCAGAGGAGCAGGGGGAGGCCCUCGCUGGUGACCCUUCAGAGGAGCAGGAGGAGGCCCUCGCUGGUGACCCUCCUUCAGAGGAUCAGGAGGAGGCCCUCGCUGGUGACCCUUCAGAGGAACAGGAGGAGGCCCUCGCUGGUGACCCUUCAGAGGAGCAGGAGGAGGCCCUCGCUGGUGACCCUUCAGAGGAGCAGGAGGAGGCCCUCGCUGGUGACCCUUCAGAGGAACAGGAGGAGGCCCUCGCUGGUGACCCUUCAGAGGAACAGGAGGAGGCCCUCGCUGGUGACCCUUCAGAGGAGCAGGAGGAGGCCCUCGCUGGUGACCCUUCAGAAAAACAGGAGGAGGCCCUCGCUGGUGUCCCUUUAGAGGAACAGGAGGAGGCCCUCGCUGGUGUCCCUUCAGAGGAACAGGAGGAGGCCCUCGCUGGUGACCCUUCAGAGAAACAGGAGGAGGCCCUCGCUGGUGACCCUUCAGAGGAGCAGGAGGAGGCCCUCGCUGGUGACCCUUCAGAGGAGCAGGAGGAGGCCCUCGCUGGUGACCCUUCAGAGGAGCAGGAGGAGGCCCUCGCUAGUGACCCUUCAGAGGAGCAGGGGGAUGGGGUGGAACAGGGAGAGGGGCUGGGAGAGUGGGAGGAACAGGUGGUCCCUGAUCCGGGCCCUAAGGGGCAGACUGUAGAGACAUACGUGUUGAACCAACCUGCACAAGAGACUGAGACUCUACAAGACAGAACUGAGCCAAUCAGUCCUGAACAAACCCAGACAACAAGCAAAGGCACGGCCCAGGAAGUAAUCAGCGAGGAGAGACCUGAUAAGACACUGAUGGAGGAAGACGAGCCUCAUGGGGAGAAUAACGUCACUGUGGCUGAACAAGACACUUUGGUAGAAAGGCCUUCAGGCAAGGAGGAAUCAGUGGGCCACCAGCAGUAUCCUGAAGAAGACAAGGGUUCUUCAUCAACAUCACAAGGUCAUGUUGAGGAGACUCUCCGGUCUUUGAUUCAGGGGGAGGUCAUAGGUCAAACAAACACUUCAGCAGGACCACAAGGAGAGGAUGGUACAACGGAGGAGAGGAGCGCAUUCCAACAGAUUCUAGAUAAGCUGCAGAAAAGGCAGCUGAACAUGGUUGUCUUUGAGAGAAUACGGAAAGUAUACGGGGACCUGGAAUGUGAAUACUGUGGAAAGCUCUUCUGGUACCAAGUCCACUACAACAUGCAUGUGCGCACUCACACAAAAGAGCAUCUACAUUACUGUACCCAGUGCAGCUAUUCUUCCAUCACCAAGAACUGCCUGAAGCGCCAUCUAAUCCAGAGACACAGUAACGUCCUGCUCCAGUGCCCCAUGGAAGACUGCCAGUACUGCACACCUGACAAGUACAAGCUGCAGGCCCACCUCAAAACACACUUUGACAACGAGAAGAAAAGCUUUGCUUGCCCUGUGUGUGAGGAAACGUUCACUGAAGAUAAACUUAAGCUUCAUAUCAGGAACUUUCAUCCAGAUACGCCGAUGAACGCCAUCUCUGAGGCGCUGGGGGUGAGGGUGCAGAUGAAGGGCUUGAUCGGGAAGAGAGCGUCCAAGUGCCCUUAUUGUGACAGCUACUUCAUGAGGAACGGAGCAGAUCUACAGCAGCACAUCUGGGCUCACGAAGGAGUGAAGCCCUUCAAGUGUUCCCUGUGUGAUUAUGCCAGCCGCAGCAAGAGCAACCUGAAGGCCCACAUGAGCAGACACACCACGGAGAAGACACAUCUGUGUGACAUGUGUGGCAAGAAGUUCAAGUCCAAGGUCACUCUGAAGAGCCACAAGCUGAUGCACACAGAGGACGGUAAGCAGUUCAAAUGUACAGAGUGUGAUUACAGCGCUGUACAGAAACCUCUGCUGGUGAGACACAUGGAGCAGCACGCCUCUUUCAAGCCCUACCGCUGCGGCCACUGUCACUACUCCUGUAACAUAGCAGGACCCCUGAAGAGACAUUACAGCAAGAAGCACCCCGACCAGGAGUACUGUAACGCAGGGCCUGGGCCAGCCACCUCUGAGGCGGUGGAACAGCAAGGUGGAGUGAAGUGUCCUGUGUGUGACUAUGUGUACGGCACCAAGUGGGAGAUGAACAGACACCUGAAGAACAAGCAUGGCCUCAAAGUGAUUCAGAGUGACGUGCUUGGUCUGAACCAAUGGGAGGUGGUGGAGCAGUCGAUGGAGCAGCCUCUUACCCAGUACCUCCACAUCACUGAGACAGAGGACCCUCAGGGGACCGAAGCUGCCGUGUCGGCCCUCCAGGACCUCAGGUUCACAGAGAACGGGAUGGCAUCGACCACCACAGAAGGGCUGGAUCCCACAGCGGUUAACAUCCUCCAGCAGAUCAUUGAGCUGGGGGCAGAGUCUAAUGAUGCCACGGUGGCCUCCAUGGUGACCAUGGCCCCUGGCAGAGUGACCGUGGUGAAGCAGGUGGGUGAGGAGGAGCAGCAGGGGACCCACACUGUGAUGAUCCAGGACUCCUUCCAGCAGGCAGCCUCCAUGGGUCUGGGUGAGGAGCACCAUCUGGUGGUGUCGUCUGACGAUGUGGAGGGCAUGGAGACGGUGACUGUGUACACUCAGGGAGAGGAUGCCUCCCAGUUCAUCGUCUAUGUCCAAGAGGCUGUGCAGACCGAGGAGCAUACUGUGGAAUCUAUCUGAGCAGGACAGGGCAUUGGUGCAGGGAUGGAGGAGCAGUCAACAGUUUCAUCCUGGGUCAUUCAGAAGGUGGAAGACAAUUUGAAACAGGGAGGUACUACCUGAACUUGUCCAGUUAGAACACAGAUUUGAAUUGUUCCGUUGCUAAACAUUUUGCUACAGUGUGCCCUAUUGAACUCCACCCUGGCUUGCUCUUUGAAACCCACACCCAAUCUCCAAUGGAUUUGAUUGGAGUAACAUAGUGACUUGAAAUGUAUCAUUUCAUCGCUUAGGCCUUUUCUUUGUGAUUAGCAUUUCCUUAUGUCAAUUCAACUUAAUAUAUCAAAGGCUUUUCUUAGAAAACAAGAUUUUGGAAUGUACUUUUUAUACAAGUGUAAAAUUACUUUAAGGGAAUAAAAUGUGAACCUGGAUAAUUCAAAUAUUUAGGCCGGGAUUCAAUCUGUGUAACGUUGUUGACAAUGAGCCUUUUAAAGGCUAUGUUACCGCGUUCACGGUAAAUGCUGCAGACGUUGUCUCAAUCGGAAAUUAGCUUUAAAAAUGUCAAGCGCACUAUAACACGGUUUUAGAUAGAAUCUCGGCCUUACUUAGCUAGCAUAGUUGCAGUUUUCGUAUGAUGUGCCUUUCUUGAAUGUUUACAACUGAUCAUUUACAGGACUAGAUACUUUAGAGGUCUAGAUUGUUGAUCAUGUUUUUCUAUACCCCCCCAUCCUGUUGACUAACAUUUCUACACAUAUUGGAAUGUAAGUCAAUGAACAAUUAAACGUAUCAUGACAAACUCAA
Molecule: messenger RNA, 5245 nt
Organism: Coregonus clupeaformis (lake whitefish)
Lineage: Eukaryota; Metazoa; Chordata; Actinopteri; Salmoniformes; Salmonidae
Product: zinc finger protein ZFAT
Exons: 20
Coding region: 140-4468 (1442 amino acids)
Biological process (GO): regulation of gene expression
Cellular component (GO): nucleus
Source: RefSeq, a predicted model, not a curated record